AUGGCCAGUGAUAGGUACACAAGUAGCGCAUCCCAUGCUGACUCUGAUAAAAGUUCUUCAAAUAAGCGGUCACAUACCUACAAGACUCCAGUGUCUGUAACUGCUUCUCCUCAACUUCAAAAACAAGGGAUAAGUAAAAAACCAAGCAUACUAAAUCGGUCAGCAUCAGCAGAACGUGGUGCCAUGACCCCGUUUCCCUGGCUGGCUGGUUCUGGUGGCAGCGGAAACAACCAGGUAAUGCCUUCGCAACCAAUUGUCCAAGACCCAUCAAUGCCACUGCUGACACCACCUAACCCCACCACCCAGUUAGAAGAGGCCAAGAGGCGGUUGGAGAACAAUGAGGGGAAGAGACGACCUGAGGAACAGCAGGCACGACCCUUACCUGUCAAAUCAAAGUCUUUCAUAGGAGUGCCUUGCAGGGAGAAAAGGGUGUCAUCAUCCCAAGCUGGUGCUGGUGCUGCUGCAUGUCAGAUGCGGACAUUACCAACCACAAAAACUGUUCCCUCAGACUUGGACCUAUCUGGGGAAAAUAUGGGACAUUCAGAAGGCCGAAAAUCAUCCAAGAGGCCUUCAGGUAGUUCGACUGUGCCGGCAACCCCAGGGGGACCAGAGGAGACUGUGAUAGGGUAUUUUUUCUGCGGAGAACCCAUCCCAUACAGGCAUACACUGCCAGGCAAAGUGGUCACAUUGGCCCAAUUCAAAAAGCUCAUCACCAGGAUUGGAAGUUACAGACUUCUUUGCACCCCCCCUCUCUCUCUCUCUCUCUGGAAAGUAGGAACGGAUCACAACUACACAGACAAGCAGAAUAAGUGGCCCACCAUGAGCUUACCUUAA
Acanthosepion pharaonis is the source of this 834-nucleotide messenger RNA. Lineage: Eukaryota; Metazoa; Mollusca; Cephalopoda; Sepiida; Sepiidae. The record is from the annotation of a GenBank genome assembly.